Cornus florida is the source of this 1698-nucleotide messenger RNA. RefSeq names its product pyridoxal reductase, chloroplastic. The coding region runs from base 81 to 1199 and encodes 372 amino acids. Gene Ontology annotation, cellular component: cytoplasm. The transcript is spliced from 9 exons. NCBI's taxonomy places the organism in Eukaryota, Viridiplantae, Streptophyta, Magnoliopsida, Cornales, Cornaceae. The record is from RefSeq and is a predicted model, not a curated record.
UCUGAAACAAAUCCUCACCACAAAAACAUGGAAAGUAUUUGCUAUUAUCUCACUCUCUGACUACAAGAGAGGAGGCAACAAUGGCUUUCACAAUUGCAGCACCCACACCCACAGCGCAUUUUAGUUGUUUGUGCUCUUCAAAAAACACCCUUUUACCUUCACCCUUCGAACCUCUCAAACUCCCUCGUUUAACCCCUGCUUUCUGGCCAUGGCAAAAGGUAAAGAUGGGUCCACUGACUGUAUCUCCGAUGGGUUUUGGUACUUGGGCAUGGGGCAACCAGCUUCUGUGGGGAUAUCAAGAAUCAAUGGACAGUGAGCUUCAACAGACAUUCAAUCUAGUGGUUGAGAAUGGUAUCAACCUCUUUGAUACGGCCGAUUCUUAUGGGACUGGAAAAUUAAAUGGCCAAAGUGAGAAGCUUCUUGGCAAGUUCAUCCGUGAAUAUCCAGGACAAAAACGGGUGCGGGAUAAUAUUGUGAUUGCUACAAAGUUUGCUGCAUAUCCAUGGCGCCUGACACCUGGACAGUUUGUGAAUGCUUGCAAGUCUUCUCUGGAUAGAAUGCAAAUUGACCAAAUUGGAAUAGGGCAAUUGCACUGGUCAACUGCCAACUAUGCUCCUUUGCAGGAGUCAGCACUUUGGGAUGGUUUAGUGGCAAUGUAUGAGAAGGGUUUAGUUCAAGCCGUUGGAGUAAGCAAUUAUGGUCCGAGGCAGCUUGUGAAGAUACAUGAUUACCUUAAAGCUCGGGGAGUCCCCUUGUGCUCAGCUCAGGUUCAAUUUUCUUUGCUAAGUAUGGGAGAAGAUCAGAUGGAGAUCAAGAAUAUAUGCGAUUCACUCGGCAUCCGCUUGAUUUCUUAUAGUCCUUUAGGGCUUGGAAUGCUUACCGGGAAAUAUACAACCUCUAAUCUUCCACAAGGGCCCCGGGGCCUACUUUUCGGACAAAUUAUUCCAGGGCUGGAGCCCCUGUUGAUUUCACUAAGAGAAAUUGCACAGAAAAGACGGAAAACUGUACCACAGGUUGCUAUCAACUGGUGCAUCUGCAAGGGUACUAUCCCCAUACCUGGAAUUAAGACCAUAAAACAAGCAAAAGAAAAUUUGGGCGCUCUUGGUUGGCGACUCAGCUCAGACGAGGUUCUUCAGUUAGAAUCUGCAGCACAUGAGUCUCCCCGCAAAAUGAUCCAAAACAUUUUCCAAACGAGAUGAAAUUUGAGAAACAAGUUAUGGUAGAAUGCGUUCGUGCGGAAGUGACAUGGAAUCACAAAAUGCAACCAGGUGGAGAUGGUCUUGACAAUGUAAAAAUGGGAGAACAGUGUUGCAGAAGUUAAUUCUAAGAUAGAUAUGUAAGUGAAAUAUUGAAAUUGGUGAAAGGUUGUUACCAAAUUCAUUUCGUUGUCUUGUUGAAUAAAGAAGAAUAACAGAGAAGUGAAAUGUUUAGUGGAAACUACAGUUUGUCGAUACUAGCUGUCACAAGAUGAGUUCACAUUUGGCCUCAGAUUAUACUCUGAACCUCAUUUGGUGAUUGUGUAGGCUGCGGUAGGUCACCAAAAGAUUUGGCUGUGCAUGUUUGUGUAUCUAAUGUCUCACAACCUCCAAAACACACAGAGAAAUCAUUAUAUGGUCGCAGACCUUAUGUUACAAGGACCUGCAGCAUAAAUUAAUGUAUCAGUUUUAUUCAAAUUUUUACUUGAAUUGGUUUGGAUCA